This is a messenger RNA of Indicator indicator, 2235 nucleotides long. RefSeq names its product neuregulin 2 (gene NRG2). NCBI's taxonomy places the organism in Eukaryota, Metazoa, Chordata, Aves, Piciformes, Indicatoridae. The transcript is spliced from 12 exons. Gene Ontology annotation, molecular function: signaling receptor binding. Gene Ontology annotation, biological process: nervous system development; intracellular signal transduction; animal organ development. Bases 1 to 2235 code for a protein of 744 amino acids. The record is from RefSeq and is a predicted model, not a curated record.
AUGAGGCGCGACCCGGCGCCCGGCUUCUCCAUGCUGCUCUUCGGCGUUUCCCUCGCCUGCUACUCCCCCAGCCUUAAAUCGGUGCAGGAUCAGGCGUACAAGGCGGCGGUGGUGCUGGAGGGCAAGGUGCAGUCCGUGGGCCCCCCCGCCGGCGGCGGCAAUGACAGCCGCGGAGCCGCCGGUCCCGACGGGGGGGUCGUGGUCAAGGUGCUGGACCUGUGGCCCCUCAACAGCGGCGGGCUGCAGCGGGAGCAGCUCAUCAGCGUGGGCUCCAAGGCGCCCUGCUUCAAAGUGAAGCGCAACCACCGCUACAUCUUCUUCCUGGAGCCCACCGAGGAGCCGCUCGUCUUCCGCACCGCCUUCGCCCCGCUCGACACCAGCGGCAAGAAUCUCAAGCGGGACGUGGCGCGGAUCCUCUGCACCGACUGCGCUGUCCCUCCCAAACUGAAAAAACUGAAAAGCCCAAAUGUUCAUGUGGGUGAAAAGAUAUCCCUGAAGUGUGAGGCAACUGCUGGGAACCCUCAGCCCUCCUAUAAGUGGUUCAAAGAUGGCAAGGAGCUGAAGAAGAGCAAGGACAUCCGGAUCAAGUAUGGCAAUGGGAAAAAGAUUUCCAGACUGCAGUUCAACAAGGUGAAGCUGGAAGAUGCUGGGGAGUACAGCUGUGAAGCGGAGAACGUUUUAGGGAAAGACACCGCAAAAGGCAGCCUGAAUGUGAAAAGUGGAACAACGAAAGCUCCACAAGUCUUUCCAGCCUCAGAAACUAAAAUAGUUGUUAUGGAAGAAGAGUUAACCACAACUCUCUCCUCCUGGUCUGGGCACGCCAGGAAGUGCAACGAGACCGCCAAGUCCUACUGUGUGAAUGGGGGGGUGUGCUACUACAUCGAGGGCAUCAACCAGCUCUCUUGCAAGUGUCCAAUCGAAUUCACAGGAGACCGGUGUCAGCAUUUCGCAAUGGUCAGCUUCUCCAAGCAUCUUGGAUUUGAAUUAAAGGAAGCAGAGGAGCUGUACCAGAAGAGAGUUUUAACCAUCACAGGAAUCUGUGUUGCCUUGCUUGUGGUGGGCAUCGUCUGUGUGGUAGCUUACUGUAAAACCAAGAAGCAGAGGAAGCAAAUGCACAACCACCUGCGGCAGAACAUGUGCCCUGCCCACCAGAACAGGAGCCUGGCCAAUGGGCCCAGCCACCCCCGCCUGGAUCCUGAGGAAAUCCAAAUGGCUGAUUACAUCUCCAAGAACGUUUCUGCCACUGAGCACGUCAUCCGGAGGGAAACAGAGACAACCUUCUCGGGCAGCCACUCCUGCUCCCCAUCCCACCACUGCUCCACAGCCACUCCGACCUCCAGCCAGAGACACGAAAGCCACACCUGGAGCUUGGAGCGGACAGAGAGCCUGACUUCAGACUCCCAGUCUGGGAUAAUGCUGUCCUCGGUGGGAACCAGCAAGUGCAACAGCCCUGCCUGCGUGGAGGCACGGGCACGCCGUGGGGCUGCCUUCUGCAUCGAGGACUCGCGGCCGCCAACCAUGCAGUACCGCGACUCCGUGGACUCCCUGCGGGACUCACCGCACAGCGAGAGGUAUGUGUCGGCCCUGACCACACCAGCACGCCUGUCGCCCGUCGACUUCCACUACUCACUGGCCGCGCAGGUGCCCACCUUCGAGAUCACCUCUCCCAACUCGGCGCACGCCGUAUCCCUGCCGCCAGCGGCCCCUAUCAGCUUCCGCGUGGAGGAACAGCAGCCCCUUCUGGGGCGCUACCAGCUCCCCUGCCAGGACGCGCAGCGCUAUGACAGCUACUACCAAAGGAAGACCUACCUGAACGACAGCAUGGGCAGCCUGCCCUCCAGCCCCUUCCGCAUCACAGAGGAUGACGAGUACGAGACAACGCAGGAGUAUGUCACAGUGCUAGAGCAGCCAAAGAAAACAGCCAGCAGCAACAGGCGGUGGAAAAAGUCCAAACUGAACGGGCACAUCCCCCACAGGGCCAGAGCCGUGAGGGACUCCUUCUCCUUCAGCAGCGCCUCUUACAGUGAGUCUGACGAGGAGCUGGUGGCCGAGAGCACCCCAUUCCUCGGCGCUCAGAACACUGAGGUGGCGCACACGGAGUCACCGCCACCACCGCUGCACCGGCCGGGCGAGGGCCGGACUCACUAUGCCUGCCGCAGGCACAGCACCCACGGCGAGGGUGGGAGAGGCGGCCUGGCGCACACCGUGCCCAAACCUGACCCGGACCCUCUCUAA